CUAAUUGUAGUUAAUAUAUGUUUUAGUGGGGAAAUUACGCCAAAAUGAAUGAAAAGGAGGAAGGGUCAACGGAAUUUUAGUCAACGGAAUUUUAGUUUUAAAAGAUUUUCGACGCGAGUAGAUCAAUUCGUUCCGUUUUUCCGUUGUGGGUUUACUAUUUUUAUUAAUUAUAUAAAUUGAAAAUGUCAGUGAGAAGGAAGUGUCGCGUUCGCGAGUGUAUUGAAGAAUCGAAAAGAUUGCUUUCGUUUCCCAAACACGAGGAGGACCUCCAAAAGUGGGUGUAAAACCUCAAAAUUCCACCACCGCUGGAUUUACCCGCCCACAAUGCAUUCGUUUGCAUUAAACACUUCGAGCGAAGUGCAGUGGGCGUGAGAAAAUUGAAGGCACAUGCUGUGCCCACCCUCAACCUUGGUUACGACGAAGCACCUAGGCAUUUGUGGACGGGUCCACUGCCCCGAAAAAGAUGCUACAUUAGCAGCUGCGUUUCAAGGUAGGCGACGCUGUUUGAGUUCCCUAAAAAGGACGAUGUUCGUCAAAGUUGGGCAGAGGCUUGCAACAUAGUCGUGUCGCCUUCCGAUACCCUAUUUAUCUGUUGUAACCAUUUAGACCCAGAGUACGUCUCUAGAUUCAAACUUUUGCCUGGGGCUAUUCUAUGUUUCAGAUUAGAGUCAGAACUAAAUCGUAGCUCUUCUAGUAAUGACUCUGAUUGGGUGUGCCCGCCCGUCACUAACACUUAUGAACGUCCUAAGGUAGCUGUAGGAGAUAGGGAGGACGAUAUAACCUUGAGGGAAUUCGAAGAAUAUUCCAUUUUAGAAGAAGAAAGAUUAGGAUUAGGGACACAAAAUAACGACGUAGGCUCUGCAUUAGACAGCCGCACGGUUUUAUCAAAGUAAUGCGUUCAAACUUAAUAAAAAGAUCGAAGAGUUAGAGGGGGUUAUAAAACAGUUAGAAACAGAGUAUAAAGAACUUAAAGAUCGUGCAAUAGUUGCGGAUGAAACUUCAAGCUCUGAUACUGUAACAUUCACUAGGAUGAUCGUCACAAAACGCACUUUCUUUAGUGACAAUGAAAAGACAUUGGCACAAAAUAUUAACUAUAUGUCCACCAAAUCUUACAGUUUCAUGCGUGAUGAUUUAGGUUUCGCUUUACCAAGCAAGAGCUCUCUUUUGAGAUGGCGCCCCAUUAGGUAUGUUGUCCCUGGCGUCGAUGCCAAUGUCUUGGGAAAUUUAGGCAAAAUUGCCAAAAAUAUGUACGUUCUAGAACGUAAUUGCGUUCUCUUAUUUGAUGAAAUCAUCAUAAAGUCCGAUCUAACUUAUAAUCGAGUUAGAGAUAUCAUUGAUGGAUUUGUAGAUUACGGGGAAGGCCAUCGCGAAAUGAAAAUUGGUAGUAAAUGUUGUUUUUUUAUGGUAAAAGGGUUGAGUUCAAGUUGGAAAUAUGUGUUUUCUUACUAUAUUUCCAAAGGUGGACUUCUAAGUCAAAAUUUAUAUGAAAUUUUGAAUAAAAAUAUCACAGCACUGAAGUCGAUUGGCCUUAGCGUAAAGGCUUUAGUCUGCGAUCAGGGGGAACCAAACUCUUCAAUUUACAAUUUAAUGCAAAUUACUGAAGAAAACCCCUUUUACAUGCACGAAAGUUCUAAAGUGUAUUACUUAUAUGAUUAUUGCCACCUAUUUAAGCCUGUCCGCAAUACGUUAAUGAAAUAUGAUAUUUCAAGUCUCGAUGGAAUAGUCAGUUUCAAUAUUAUUAAAAAACUAUACUCUAUCGAUCAGAGCAAUACACAUUUUAAGAUUUGUCCAAAACUAACAGAGUCCCACAUACAUCCCAGCGCCUUUGAAAAAAUAUCUGUAAAACGUGCAACUCAAGUUCUGAGUAAUUCGGUCGCGGCUGGCAUAGAAAUGGCCUAUAGCCAAAAUCUAUUCGGCUCUAACGAAUAUUUAAAAAAAUGUGUCAAGCCUACGCAGUUAUUUGUGAAGAGAAUGAACGAUCUCUUCGAUGAUUUAGACUGCAAAAAUUUUGCAUCAAAAAAUCCAUUAAAAUAUCCGCUUUUAAGAAAUGAUUCCGGGAAGGUCCAACUUGUGUCUGGGUAUGAAUACCCAUCCCACUGCCCAUGAAAUUCAAUAUAUAGUAGGACGAUUAAUAUCGAUGAAAAUUUUAAGGCAGAACUUCGAAAAUAAGGGAACUAAUUGUGAGGAUGAUGACGAUGUAAAUUUAGAUUGGAACCUAGGCCCCGAAGAUCGUCAUUUAGAUGUGCAGGAAAGCGAUCAGGAAUAUAAGCAACUCGGUUUGGAAAAUUUUGUUAUUCCAGACGAAAAUUUCGUUGAAGAGGACGACGAAGCUGACGUCAAAGUCAAGCGGUAUUACACAGGCUAUGGUAUUUACCAGAAAAUUUUGUGUAAAAUUCAUUGCGAUAAAUGUACUGAGGCAAUGACAAAGACACAGAGCGAUUUAACGCUCUACUCGGAGGCCCUAAUCAGAGCAAAAAACUAUAAGGAUGACGGUGAUUUAAGGCUGGUCAAUCCUAGUGAUAGGGUCUUCGAAGUGUGUCGACUGCAAAUGAUGUGGUACGUCAAGCUCUUCAACGAAUAUGCUCAUUAUUCUAAUGUUCGUUGUCUGAUGUUGUCUGCUAUACAACAAAGAACCGAAAAGGUUUUUCCUGAAUGGUUUAAUAAGUCCGAUGGGUGUUAUGCUCAUAAAACCAAACUUUUAGAAUAUUUAGUGACCGUUCUUCUGUUUAAAAAUUCAAAAUGGUUGGUGAAAGAAGAAAUAAAUAGGGAACGACAUCGGAAGCGCGAUGAUAAAAUAAAAAAACUUAAGUCAGUUGCAAGUCAGGGCCUAUUCAUUAACGAACAUCCUACUUUCGGGUGAGUAAUGAAUUAACCAAAUGAAAAGAAUAUUUACGUUUUUUCAAUGUUUUGCUAUUUAUUCUAUUUACAGGUUCUUUUUUUAUUUUCAGCUCCUUUAUAUUUUCAGCUUUUCUUCUAAUUUCAGUUUUAUUUUAUAUUUCCAGGUUUUUUUUCAUUUUUCUUUUUUAUUACUGUUGCAACUGAGCCUAGCUUUUUUAAACAUUAAUAUUGCACUUAAUCAAGAUGGAUUAAAUUGUGUUUAAAAAAGCAGGUGAAAUUAAUUGACUUAAUUUAAUUAGUAAGUCG
This is a messenger RNA of Bactrocera oleae (olive fruit fly), 3144 nucleotides long. Lineage: Eukaryota; Metazoa; Arthropoda; Insecta; Diptera; Tephritidae. The record is from RefSeq and is a predicted model, not a curated record.